Nematostella vectensis (starlet sea anemone) is the source of this 1952-nucleotide messenger RNA. RefSeq lists its product as uncharacterized. The transcript has 6 exons. Bases 287 to 1849 code for a protein of 520 amino acids. The record is from RefSeq and is a predicted model, not a curated record. Lineage: Eukaryota; Metazoa; Cnidaria; Anthozoa; Actiniaria; Edwardsiidae.
AAUGACGGGUGGUGAUUUUUAUCCACCGGUACAUUUCGCGCACGCGCAAACAGUCCACCUGUUGAAAGCCGCUUUGUAAAAAAAAUAUAAAUCUCACUCUGCUUCAAAAUAGAGUGAUCAUUUUGCCUGGGACAAUAUGCAAGUUGUUCGGAUUUAAAGAAGUGAAUAUAAACACUAUACCGAUAAUGUAUUGGUUUUUAUAUUUCGUCCAUUCAUACCAAGCUUUGUGUGAGGAGCAAGAAUUUCGAGAAAAAUGGGGUUCAAUUUGUGAAUUCCACUGCUAGAAAUGAGCCGUGAAGCUCGAUGGUCUUUGAUGAUCUACAUAAGACAUCGACGAAGAAGGCUAGUGAUUGUACUAACGACUCUUUUAUUCGCCAUUAUUAUUCUAAAGAUACUCUUUACCGAAACCCGAGAUCAACGUGUGGUGGACUUUUUGAGAGACUGGUGCCGAGUGAGGCGAGCAAGAGUGGACUGGGAACAAGUUCUCAAACCUUGCAAAGGACGCACAACGUGGGGCGCAAAGCAUGAUAGGUGGGAUAGCAGUCAGGAGACGGACCCUGGAGCCAGUUACAUACUGUUAUGGGAUAUCCACCCCGCGGGUGAAUUCACAAGAUUUAGUAUCCAGUCCCAAACGACUGCUGGUCGGCCAAAGACGAUAGGAGGGGACUCGUGGCGGGUGCAAAUUAACGGCCCGUCCUCUGUGGCAGGGACAGUAUUUGACCACGCUAAUGGGACCUAUGAGGUAUUGUUACUGGUCACUGUACCGGGGCUCUAUAGUGUGGAUGCGGUGCUAGAGUAUUCCUUGUGUAAUGGCUACACGGACCCGCCUGCUGACUGGUUCAUCAUUGGGUCCGCACAAGGAAAAGGGCAGAAAGAAGGAGUUCUUGGAACUGAAAGGCCGUAUCUGCUGAAGAAACUUUGGGGCGGCCAGCCGAUUACUGUGACCAUACCGCCCGCCCCGGACAACCGGACGCUGUUAUCAGAGAUUAUGUCGCGUUCGGAUCACCACGACUUGAGUUGUGGUAUUCAGUGCAGGUUAUUAUGGGAUGGCUUCGGCACGUGGCACAAUGUCAAUGGCAAAUUACUAUGGAAGCCGUAUGUACCACGUGACGAUAAGCCGUUCAUCUCCCUCCUCUCCGUCCCCGCACGCUUAUACAAAAGCAGUAUACUUUGGAUUUAUGGGGAUUCAGUCUCCGAGCAGUUCUUCUCCGGGAUCAGAAAACACCCCCUGUGCACCCGGGUUUUUCGCUGGUGCGGUCACACCUACAACUGGGUCUACAAGCUCCGAGGUAACUUUUCUAUUUCAAAGUCACAAGAUGACGACAAAGAUUUUGAUGACGUCAGAAUCCUCAACGAGAUAGAUGACGUCAUAAGCCUGGAUAUCUUCGACCGAGACAGCACUAUACUACUUAAUGCAGGGCUCCAUUACUUGGAAAGCACAAACUUCACCAACUACCAGAGGCUGAUAGACGGAAUCGUGCUGCUUUUCAAAAGGGCUAAAGACGAGCCACGUGACCUGAUCCCAGGCGCUUCGCGACCUUUCCCUGGUCACAUGAUCUGGAAGACCACGACUUCGCUGAAUAAGCACAAGCUGGAUGGAAAGCAUUUGCAGUCGCGAAGGUUCUUGACGUCACAGCAGCGCGUCCUGCUUUUUAAUGCGUACGCAUCCAGCGCCAUGUGCCAUGCCGGAUUUGACGUCUUGGAUGUAUACCCGCUGACCGACUCUUAUCCGCUGGGGACAGGCACACCUGAGAGACCAAAGGAUGCCGUACAUUAUGAGCACUUUGUGUUUGAUUCUGUGGAGCGACUUCUCCUGGAUCAUUUCGCCAGGCUGCCGAGAAAGAACUGAGAAAUCAGCACAACGUGUGCCUAAAUCUCAUCAGGGCUGCUAAAGAUGGGACCUAGCUAUGAGCACUUUGUGUUUGCCUCUUUGAUAUUUUUAAAGAUCCUUA